Molecule: messenger RNA, 1367 nt
Organism: Nanorana parkeri
Lineage: Eukaryota; Metazoa; Chordata; Amphibia; Anura; Dicroglossidae
Gene: ZNG1A
Product: COBW domain containing 1
Exons: 17
Coding region: 118-1188 (356 amino acids)
Cellular component (GO): cytoplasm
Source: RefSeq, a predicted model, not a curated record
CGCAGCUGCACAGGAAGAAGCUGGAUGUGUUUACAGCACAUGAUGUCUUUGCAGUGUGAUGUUUGAUCGGUGCAGGCAGAAGUGAUCCCUUCAGGGUGAUUGGAAUCUCCAGUUAUCAUGGAGGAAGAUGAAGAUUGCCCGGAGCUUGUACCCAUUACGGACCAUCAGACACAGUCUAAGAUUCCAGUCACUAUAAUCACAGGGUAUUUGGGGGCUGGAAAGACAACUCUUUUGAAUUAUAUUCUGACCGAGCAGCACAACAAGAGAAUUGCAGUCAUUGUUAAUGAGUUUGGUGAAGGCAGUGCUGUAGAAAAGUCGUUAGCUAUCAGCCAAGCUGGCGAGUUGUAUGAGGAAUGGUUGGAACUUAGAAAUGGCUGCCUGUGCUGCUCAGUGAAGGACAAUGGUUUAAAAGCAAUUGAAAAUCUAAUGCAGAAGAAAGGAAAGUUUGAUUACAUACUACUGGAAACAACAGGCUUGGCAGAUCCAGGUGCUGUGGCCUCCAUGUUUUGGGUUGAUGCUGAACUGGGAAGUGACAUAUACCUGGAUGGUAUUGUAUCAGUGGUUGAUGCCAAGUAUGCUUUGCCGCAUCUAACAGAAGAAAAACCUGAUGACCUUAUUAAUGAAGCUGCAAGACAGGUUGCACUAGCUGAUGUGAUACUCAUCAAUAAAACUGAUUUAGUUUCCGCUGAAGACCUGGAUGCAGUACACUCAGUUGUCAGAUCCAUAAAUGGACUUGUCAAAAUUCUGGAAACGCAAAAAUCAAGAGUGGAUUUAUCGGAGAUCCUGGAUUUGCAUUCAUUUGACAGUCUGUCUGGAAAAAGCUUGCAGGACAAAUUUAUCUCCUGCACACCUCACAAUCAUCUUGAUAAGAGCAUUGUCACCGUUACAUUUGAGGUUGUUGGUAAUGUAGUCGAAGAGAAUCUCAAUUUAUUUAUCCAGAAUUUGCUCUGGGAAAAGAAUGUAAAAAACUCUAAUGGAAUUCCCAUGGAUGUUAUAAGGUUAAAGGGCCUGCUGUCAAUGAAUGAGAAAUCAAACCACGUAAUCAUACAGGGAGUUCAUGAGCUCUAUGAGCUAGAAGAGACACAAGUAAAUUGGCAGGGGGAACGACUGAAUCGCAUGGUGUUCAUAGGGAGACAUCUGGAUAAGGACAUACUCAAACAGCUCUUUGUAUCUGCUCUGCGGUAUUGAUGGUCAUCAUUUGUGAAUAUCACAAACAUCCAUAGAAAAAUGGCAGAGACUAAUUUUUCAAAGACAAUAAAGCCAUUCAUAAGUACUGGUGCUUCAAAGCUCUAUCACAUUUUUAAGUAUUGAUCCAUUUUACUUAAAAAGGUAAUUAAAAAUAAAGAAGAAUAAAUAUUUGUUUUAAG